CAUCCGAGCUUGUGAGGGGAUUGUGAGCACCUAUUGUGAGCACCUCCCGGGCAGUCAAGCCUGUUAACUUACUUGACAGAAAGAGAAGCGUACCCAUCAAAUAUCAAAUACAGGCACCAUGUUGAUCCAGGAGAGUCACGCCGACGUGAAGACCAGCGUCAAUGGCGUCGAGUCCACGAUGAGAAUCUUUCUCUUCCACCCGACUAUCCCGCAAUAUCCCAAUGCGUGUUUUCCUGGAGUCGCUCUGUUCAGCGAGAUCUACCAGGUGACCGGCCCCGUCGCGCGAUUCGCCCGCCAGAUCGCCGGCCAGGGCUACAUCGUGGCCGCGCCCAGCAGCUACCAUGACUUUACGGGGCCGGAGCCCCUCGCCUACGAUGUCCCGGGGACCGAUAAGGGGAACCAGUGGAAGGUUGAGAAGACCCUCGAAUCCUAUGACGAGGACUCCCGCAGGACGGUGGACUACCUCCUUUCCCUCCCGACGUGCUCGGGCCGCAUCGGGGCCACGGGCAUGUGCCUGGGGGGCCAUCUGGCGCUGAGAGCUAGCCUCGACCCCCGCGUCUCGGCCUGCGUAAACUACUUCGCGACCGACGUGCACUCGCGCACCCUCGGCCCGCACUCGGCGCCCGACACCUCGGCCGCGGCGCCCUCGCCCGACUCCAACCACACGCUGGACCGGCUCUCGCGGCUGGCCAGCAGCGGCUGCGAGGCGGCCAUGAUCUUCGGCGUCAAGGACACACACGUGCCCGACGCCGGGCGCGACCUGAUCCGCGCGAAGCUGCGCGACGCCGGCGUCGUCUUCAGCUUCUACGAGUUCGCCUGGGCCCAGCACGCCUUCAUCCGCGACGAGCUGAGCAAGGGCCGCUACGACCCGGCCGUCACAAAGGUCUGCUUCGAGGUCCUGCUCGAGCUGUUCGGCCGCGUGCUCAAGACGGACCUGGGCGCCCGCGACGGGUCGGUGCAGAAGGUGGAGCACGUUUGUUAGGGGGGUGGGAUGGCCAUUCUGUGAGGGUGUGGUUGGGAAUGCUGUACCACGAUGUGUACGUACAGCCUGGCAGCAAAGGAAUCGGAUACGCUGAAACGGAAACAGGGCAUCAAGUAAAAGGAGAAUGACAGUUGACUCGGACGGCCACUUUUGCUUUCGUCACAACCGAAACUUGAUUUAUAAACCACAUACAAACAUCGCUAAAUCAAAGAGAAUGGGAGUGCCAAUGAAAGAUCCAAACAGACACGAG
Molecule: messenger RNA, 1232 nt
Organism: Gaeumannomyces tritici R3-111a-1
Lineage: Eukaryota; Fungi; Ascomycota; Sordariomycetes; Magnaporthales; Magnaporthaceae
Product: dienelactone hydrolase
Exons: 6
Coding region: 119-982 (287 amino acids)
Molecular function (GO): hydrolase activity
Source: RefSeq, a predicted model, not a curated record